CCGGGAAAUUUCCCAACAGCUUCUGUCUGAGGCAAACGGCCGAACAAACAAGACAUUUUGAAGGCUGUUUGAACGGUUAAAAUGGACGACCCAUCUUUCUUUGAAGUCGAACUGGACGAAGAGAAAGCUAAGAGGAGUAUAUUAGUCACGGAUGUGCCUGAAAAUAUCUCUCCUAAAGAUGUUGUUAUUCACUUUCAAAAGGGAAGCAAUGGCGGAGGCGAAGUUGUGAAUAUUGAUGAUCAUGGCAGUGAACACCGUUCGCCUGUCGUUAUAACAUUUGAAGAUCCUUCAAUUGUGGAAAGCGUCAUUGAGACUCAACAUAUCAUAAAGGGAAAAGAAGUCACCGUAAACCGAUACCCUGUUGAAACAAAGAUACCCGAGAUCUUUGCAAGUGUAGAGGCAAGAUUGAAUAUUGAUGUCUUUUAUGGCUCCGUUUCCUCAUUAAAACAAGUACUCCGCUCCCUACAACGUGACUAUGGAAUUAAAUGUUACAAGAAUAGCUAUGGAUUUACAAUCAGUGGAUCAUACGAGCAGAUUAUAUAUUGCCAUAAAUAUAUCCUUAAUGAGAUUCGUAAUUGCAAAGGUACACAACAGAUGCCACCAGGAUCUGCUCAUAAUAGCAUGCCUAUAGAAGCUGCGUUACCUCAUGAAAGGGGUGCCACUUUAACAUCUACAGGAACAAGUGAUGAUGAAAAGAUAGAUUAUAUGGCUUUCCAAUCUGUUCCUAUCAUCUUGGAAUUUAUCUUUACUGUCCCAAAGUAUAAAAAGAGAAUCCAAUUCAUUGAGUCAGAAUUCAAUGUCAAAAUUGGUGCAGUUGAUGGUGGAUUAAAUGUGGUAAUCAGCCCAUUGCCAGGAUGCACACCAACGCAACAUGAUGAUGCUUGUGAGGAGUACAUAAAACUAUACAGAGAGAUUUGUGACGGACACAUGAUGUCUAAAGAUAUCCUUCUCAGAUCAGGGAACGGAUCAUCCUACUCUGCAGACGAUGCCGUGAAAAAGGUGUUGCAAAUGAAACCAAUCGUCAUCCAGAAGAUGGACGAUCCAGAUAAAUGGCUGUUUUACGGUGAAGACACUAAUGUAAGGUCUGCAAUUGCAGAAGUCUGCAAGACGUUAAAAAUGGAUAAUCCCCUUCGAAAACUUCGCAAAGCAAACGUACGUUCUGUUCCAGACAAGGAGGAGAUUACUGGUGCUGUUAAUAGCCACAUGCCCUUGGGAAAUUAUGAAGUAGAGAAAGAUUUACAGCUGAAAAAUCCCGAUGACAUGAGAAGCCCUAUUCAUGAAGACGUUCCGGUUGACAAAGAACAGCCUUUUGUGAUCGAAACAAAGAAGGGAUUCCGGUUGACGGUUUACCAGGGAGACAUUACAAAAGAGCAAGUCGACAUCAUUGUUAACUCCACUGAUAAACAUCUUAGCUUCAACAUUGGAUUACCAGCAGCAAUAGUGAAGCAUGGGGGUUAUAAUAUACAAGAAGAAGCUAAGUCUAAAAAAAGAAGUCUCAAACCGGGAGAGUUUGUGAUAACAAAGCCAGGAAAGCUGAGUUGUUCAUGCAUUAUGCACAUAUUAACGCAUAAAUACGAAGAUACUAAAAGGGAAGAUGGGCAAGAAUGCAGAAGGCUCGUCAAGGAGGCAUGUCUUAAAUGCCUGAAAAUCGCUUACGGUGCUAGGAAAUAUAAAUCAAUUGCUUUUCCGGCUGUGGGAUCAGGACAACAAGAAAUGCCCCUUAACGUCUGUGCGUCAGCAAUGAUCAGUGCAGUCGAGGAAUAUAUGAAAGAUAAUGACCCAAACAAAGGCGCCAUUACUGACAUCCGAUUUGUCCACUUGGAUCCUGCUGCAGUAGAGGCAUUUAAAGUGGAGCUCUCAAGAAGAUAUAAGGAUUCCAUUGUGACACCUUCUGGAAGAAGAGGCAUCAUGAAACGAAGCAAACACUCAACUUUAACUCUUCCUACUGAAAAGAGCACUGGUUCUUCUUCUGACAAAAGAACAGCAAAAAAAGACGACGAAGAAGAUGUAUGCCCGAUCUGUUUAGAUGGAUUCCAUGAUCCUACAGUUCUGCAGAAGUGCAAACAUAAAUUCUGUAAGAAGUGUAUUGAUCUAGCUUUCCAGCACCGCAAGGCUUGUCCUACCUGUGGAAUGGCCUAUGGAGUACACACAGGAAACAUGCCACAAGGUACCAUGCACCACUCUCUGGAACCUUACUUAAGACUUCCGGGAUAUGAAAGAUACGGUACCAUAAGGAUAGACUACCAUUUCCCAAGUGGAAAACAAGGUCCUGAACACCCAAACCCAGGACAAUAUUACAGUGGAACUUCAAGAACAGCAUAUUUACCCGACUGCCCAGAGGGAAGAAAAGUGUUAGAUUUGCUCAAGAAAGCGUUCAAUGCAAGGCUGACUUUUACCAUCGGAAGGUCUGUGACUACUGGUGCUUCUAAUGUCGUGACAUGGAACGAUAUACACCACAAGACUAACCCUUAUGGAGGAGCAGCUGGAUUUGGUUACCCAGAUCCAACUUACCUAAAGAGGGUUAAAGACGAGCUCGCUGCCAAAGGAAUCAACUGAAUGCCAUUUCAAUGGCAACUGAUCUCAUAAUGCAAAAAUGCGAAACUGAAACUUUGGUAAAUUACAGUUGUUAGACAGUAAUUCCUUACCAUGAUAGUGGUAAUGUUAGUUCACUCACACCACGUACUAGCACUUAAAGUUUGGUCCUCACUAGUGACAUAAUCAUAACAUAAGCAUUAGCAUUAGGAUCAAAACGUUCCGUUCUUCUUUUAUGCUUAUAAGUUCUGUCGCUAACGUAGCCGUUAUUAAUUAGUGCCUUCGCAGUAAUAGUGGUAACCGUUAGAUGAGGGGCCCAAGGUGUUAGUGCCGCCAUGCAGGGUCUUGGCAUCACCAUAGUAUUCUAGGCCGGAAUUAUAGUGAAUUCGUGGUAAUAUCGUAACCGUUCAUGAGGGGCCCCAGGGUAUUAGUGCCGCGAGGGUCUUGGCAUCACCAUGGUUUUCUAGGGAAGUAGUGCCUUCGUAAUUGUUUACAUGGAAUUUAUUAAUGAGGGACUACAAGGUAUUAGGGCCACUAGCGUUGUGGUACGUUAAGGGUAGAAAAAUGUAUCGCUAUCACGAUCGUCGUAGUAUUGCCGUUACCCGGGGAACGAUGGAUACAAGGAAUUGUAGCCCCAAGGGGAUGAAAAUCACAGGAUAUUAGCCCCUGUAGAAAAUAUCCACCACAAGUGUUCAAGUUUUAAGUACGUCCAUUCUGCCAUGGACUAUUACUAUUAACACAGUAGCUUAGUUUCAAGUAUUACAUUAUUUCAAUAGACAGUUUUGUUGUUGUUCAGCAAAAUCUUGAUUAACUAAUCCACGGUUUUCCCAUUGAAAUCACGUGUCAUUUCUACGAGAAUUAUUUCUUUCUUUUUUUAUUAAUAGCAUGAAUGACUAAACAGUUUAUCGUGUAUGAAUCUCAAAUAAAGAAUAUUAUUCUAAAAGGAAUGGCAAGUGGUACAGUGAAUUGGAACAAUGAAUUGGGUGUAUUUUGUUUUAUACUACUUAAUUAACUGUUUUCAAAUGCAUGUCAUAAAAAAGUAAACUUAGACUUUAUAGAAACACGUACAUGAUUACGUGUGCCAAUAUAUCCAUUAGAAAAAGGUCAUUGCACGACAAAGCAUUCCCUAAAGAUGCUACAUCGUUUUAAUAGUAUAGUUAAUUCAAUAAAAAAUCGUGUGCGUUUCC
Actinia tenebrosa (Australian red waratah sea anemone) is the source of this 3719-nucleotide messenger RNA. RefSeq lists its product as uncharacterized. Gene Ontology annotation, biological process: Notch signaling pathway; protein ubiquitination. The record is from RefSeq and is a predicted model, not a curated record. NCBI's taxonomy places the organism in Eukaryota, Metazoa, Cnidaria, Anthozoa, Actiniaria, Actiniidae.